CAGGCGCAGAGCCUGGAAGAUCAGCAGAAGCUCGAGGACAUUGAGGCGGAGAUGAAGAGACUCGCCUGGCGAAACGAGUUUCUUCAAAGCCAACUCGACGGCCGUCGCCAUCUGUGGAUGCAAGUCCACGGUGACCCUCAGGAGCUCGACGCGGGUCUGGUGGAUGACUCCCGCCGCAACGAGCAGAUCGCCCGCCCUCUUCGCGCUGUUACGAGCGGUUCUCACCCCUUUGGCGCCCCGACUGCGACAGGCGCUUUGGUCCGGCAGUCCCAACCCGCUCAGGCCCAGCAGGGUUUACUUCCGCGUCCCUCCGGUCUGCCGCCCCGCCCAGCUGUGCACAUCGGCCAAGGCUUCACUGGCGUUCGAAAUCUUGGUUCUGGCCUCGCCGCCAGUCGCCACUCAGGCAUCACGCCGUCACAGAGCUCUUCUGUGUCAAGAGCGCUGGUCCCUACCGCCACAGAAACUGGCAGCCCCCCGGAACGUCGCCGCGCCACGUCUUCUGCUUUGGUCAAGGUCGAAACCAGCAUUGACCAUGUUGAUGAGGGCGAACACUGGGCCAACGAGUUCAAUGCUCUCUUUGCCCACAUCUAUGGCUUCUGCAAAAAUUAUUUCGAGAACACGCCAAAGAUCGAGGGUGACUGGCGCAAACAUUUCCAGUCUGAGGGAGAGGGUUUCGUUUGGAAGCACGUGUGCUCGAUUGUUCACCCAAGACAGGAGCGGGAACGUGGGGACUACGCCUUGUCCCUGCUCAAGAACGACGGGUCACGCCCAUACUUUAUCCAGCGCAUGAUUCUGCAGCUGAUCACCGCCGAGGUCCUCACAAUUGAGGGCUGGCAAGAUUACUCCGCCGAGGUUGACAAAGAGAUGAAGGAGAUCGAGGCCGGGCUGAAGACGACCGACCCCUUCAAGACCUACGACCGCCAGGCGCUUGUCGACCGGCGUGCUGUUCUCGUGGGCAAGAUGGCCGAAGGCCCCAAGGCGAAGGCCUUCCGCAACCACAAACUCAACCAUCACCAUCAGAAGUUGCGGGCCAUGGUUGCUCCCUUUAUCCCCAAGAUAAAGAACGACAUGACGCGUGACGAGGCCUUUUUCGACCUGUUCCACAUCACCGAGCAGGCCUUUGACCUGUCUGGCAAGCUUCUGCGUUCGCCGUUGACGUUCCAAUUCACCUGGUGCGACGAGCUCAGCAAGUUCUCUGCGGAUUUCCAACAGGCGAUCGGCUGCAAUAUCGCUCCGGCGAUCCUCCAGCGCGAUCAGUGGCGUGUCAAGCUGUGUGCUACGCCCGCUGUUACCAUGCGUAGUGAUCAGGGCGUGUCGAUCCGGGCGAAGCAGAUUGUCAAGGCGGGCGUCAUGAUCAUGCGCUAA
Canariomyces notabilis is the source of this 1365-nucleotide messenger RNA. RefSeq lists its product as uncharacterized. NCBI's taxonomy places the organism in Eukaryota, Fungi, Ascomycota, Sordariomycetes, Sordariales, Chaetomiaceae. The record is from RefSeq and is a predicted model, not a curated record. Bases 52 to 1365 code for a protein of 437 amino acids. The transcript is spliced from 3 exons.